GGAGAUUUCUUGGAGCUGGAGAGGAGCGCUCAUCUGUGUCUCUCCUCCUCCUCCAGCACCACCACCAGCAGCAGCUGCAGACUUUCUCUGAUCCUCCCGCUGGUUCAUCACGGACAUGGGGACUAAACGAAUCGCUGGGAUUAUUCCUCGCGUUGCCUGUCUUCUGCUUUUCUGGUCUGGGAUAAUCGGAGAAGAGUUGUGCGACAGCCCGCUGGUGUCCAACCUGCCGCCAUCAUCCUUCAGAAGCUCCUCCCAGCUGUCCAGCAGCCAUGCACCGGGCUUCGCCAAACUCAACCGAAGAGACGGAGCUGGAGGCUGGUCUCCCCUCACCUCAGACAGGUACCAGUGGCUCCAGGUGGACUUGGGCGAGCGGACCAAGAUCACUGCUGUCGCCACACAGGGCCGCUACGGCAGCUCUGAUUGGCUGACGACUUACCUGCUGAUGUUCAGCGACAUGGGACACAACUGGAAACAGUACAGGCAGGAGGACAGCAUCGGGUCCUUUUCAGGAAACUCCAAUGCCGACAGCGUGGUUCAGUACAAACUGCAGCAGCCUGCCAUGGCUCGUUUCCUUCGUCUCAUUCCUCUGGACUGGAAUCCCAGCGGGCGGAUCGGACUCCGACUGGAAGCCUACGGGUGUCCUUACUCCUCCGAUGUUGUGAGUUUUGACGGCAGCAGCUGCCUGCUGUACCGACUGACUGCCGGGUCGAGGCGAACAUCGACAAGUGUGGUCACGCUGAAGUUUAAAACCAUGAGGAAUUCUGGGACGAUCCUGCAGGUGAAGAGGUCGGACGGACUGAGCCUGAAUCUGGAGUUAGAGAGAGGAAAGCUACUGCUGCUGCUCAGACGAGGCAGGACUUUAUCUACUGAAACCAGACAUCUUGCAUCCCUUGGAAGCCUGUUAGACGAUCAGCAUUGGCACCAUGUGACCCUAGAGCUGCACAGCCUUCAUGUCAACCUCACUGUGGACAAACUCACAAAACGGGUGCAAAUCCCCACAGAGCUCCACCACCUGGACAUAGAUGAGCUGAGUUUUGGAGCAGUUGAGAGUCUCCUUCAGAAAACCAUCAUCUCCAGCAGGAACUUUCAUGGCUGCCUUGAAAACCUCCAGUUCAACGGUCUCAACCUGCUAGAACUCGCUAAAGUCAACGACCACCGAGUCGCCGCUGUGGGCAACUUGACCUUCUCUUGCGUUGAGCCCAAUUCUGUUGCCGUGACUUUCUCCGACCCUCACAGUUUCCUCCAGUUGCCAUGGGCAACGGCAUCCUCGUCAGAAGGUGCUUCAGUAGAGUUUCAGUUCAGGACAUGGAACAAGGCGGGGCUUCUGCUAACCUUCGACCUUCCCCAACAAGGGGGUGUGGUCUGGUUCUACCUGAGUGAGGCUAGACUCAAGUUGCAUAUCCAGAAAGGAGAGAAGGUUCUGCUGGAGCUCAGUGCAGGUUCUGCUCUCAGUGAUGGUCAGUGGCAUUCAGUAGAGCUCAACUCCAGACGGGGUCAUCUGAGCAUCUCUGUGGACAAAGAGGAAGGAGGCAGCGCUCAGGCCAGCCCCUCAUUUCCUGUCGCAGUAGAAAGUCAACUCUUCUUCGGUGGCUGUCCUACUGAAGACAGACAGGAGUCCAAAGAUCAUUUGGACACCUUCUAUGGUUGCAUGCGUUCUAUAACUCUGGACACCAACAUUGUGGAUCUCAUCCUGGUGCAACAGAGGCAGCUGGGAAAUUACAGCAACCUGCAGAUCGACAUGUGUGGCAUCAUCGACAGGUGCUCUCCGAGUCGUUGUGAACACGGAGGAUGCUGCAGCCAGUCCUGGACCAACUUCCACUGCAACUGCUCUGACAGCGGCUACAGCGGGGCCACGUGUCACAGCUCUGUGCACGAACCAUCGUGUGAAGCGUAUAAACACAACGGCAACACGUCAGGAUAUUUUUACAUCGAUGUAGACGGCAGCGGACCGAUCAAACCACAGCUGGUCUACUGCAACAUGACAGAGACAGACACGUGGAUGAUCCUCCAGCACAACAACACAGAGCUGACCAGGAUCCGUCCAUCUCCUGGUGUGGACCAGCUCUCCGUCCACUUCGGAUACUUAUCUGAGGAAGAGCAACUAUUAACUGCUAUCAGCCAAUCGGAGCACUGCGAACAGGAACUGUCCUACCACUGUCGGAAGUCCCGCCUCCACAACACUUCAGAGGGUUCUCCCUUCAGCUGGUGGCUUGGCGGACCCGGUUCUGGUCGAGUCCACACUCACUGGGGAGGAGCUCAUCCAGACAGCCAGCAGUGUUCCUGCGGUCUGCAGGGUGACUGCGUGGAUCCACAACUCUUCUGUAACUGUGACGCCGAUGGCACAGAGUGGUCAGAGGACUCAGGCCUACUAACUCACAAGGAGAGCCUCCCGGUCCGGGCUCUGGUCCUGGGUGAUGUCCAGAGGCCGGGUUCGGAGGCCGCUUACAGGGUGGGACCAGUCCAUUGCUAUGGAGACAAGAAUUUCUGGAACGCUGCCUCUUUCGACAAACAGACGUCGUACCUCCACUUCCCCACCUUCCACGGAGAGCUGAGUGCAGACAUCUCCUUCCUGUUUAAGACCACCACCUCCUCCGGGGUGUUCCUGGAAAACCUGGGAAUCAAAGACUUCAUCCGGAUUGAACUGAGCUCCUCCACCUGGGUGGUUUUCUCCUUUGACGUUGGUAACGGUCCCCUGGAGGUUAAGGUGGAGUCGAGGGUCCCGCUGGAUGACGGCCGGUGGCAUCGAGUCCGAGCUGAGCGGAACAUCAAGGAGGCAUCUCUUCAGCUUGACGACCUACCUGUCGCCACUCAGCAGGCUCCGACUGAUGGACACGUUCACCUGCAGCUCAACAGUCAGCUGUUUAUAGGAGGAACGGCGUCCAGGCAGGGGGGGUUCAGGGGGUGUAUCCGCUCUCUGAAGCUGAACGGCGCCACUCUGGACCUGGAGGAAAGGGCCAAGAUCACACCUGGGGUUCGACCCGGCUGCCCGGGUCACUGCAGCAGCUACGGGCCACUGUGUCAGAACCAGGGUCGCUGUGUGGAGAAACCCAGCGGUUUCUCCUGUGACUGCAGCUCGUCUGCCUACACUGGAAUCUUCUGUCAGACAGAGUUGUCAGGCAGUUUUAAGGCGGGAACGUCCAUCAGAUACAGCUUCAAGGAUCCGUACGAGUGGAGCAGAAACAGCAGCCACCUGCCCUCCUCCAUCUACUCCGACUCAACACCGAGAGGAGAAAACAUCUCUCUGAGUUUCAGGACGACACAAAGUCCAGCUCUGCUCCUUUACAUCAGCUCCUUCUACAGAGGACACGUGGCUCUGCUCAUCAACAAGCAUGAUAAGCUGGAGGUGAGAUACAAGCUGGACAGCAGUCGAGAUGCUGAGGUGUUGAGGAGCGGCGUGAGGGGCAUGGCCAACGGGCAUCUACACAGCGUUAGCAUUAGGAGACAAACACACACCGUUUCCAUGCAGGUUGAUCAAAAUGCCAGAGAAAACUUCAACCUUACAUCUGAUGGAGAGUUUAAUGCCAUCAAGUCUCUGGUGUUAGGCAGAGUGUACGAGUCUGAUGAUUUAGAUCCACAUUUGACUCGGGUAGCAUCUCUUGGUUUUACUGGCUGUCUGUCGGUGGUCCAGUUCAACUCCAUCAACCCCUUGAAAGCUGCUCUGCUCCACCCGGACUCCAGCCCCGUCGUCAUCACUGGACCUUUGGCGCAGUCCAACUGUGGCUCUCCAGCUUCGGCCAAUCCUUACACAAUGGAAACCACGCACCAUCUUUCAGACCAGUCUGACUCAGUGGGUUCAGGUCAACCUCUAGUCAAUGCCUUCAGGACCGACUCAGCUCUGAUCGGAGGUGUCAUAGCCGUCGUCAUCUUUGUGAUUGUGAGUGCUCUGGCCGUCACGGCUCGGUACCUCUACCACAGGAAAGACACGUAUCGGAACCAGGAAGGGAAGCAAGUCAAACAGGAGGACAGCCCAGAUUUUCCCUUCAACAACCAGAUGGACUCCCAGAACCGCUCUACGGAAAGCACAAAGGAGUAUUUCAUCUAGGAGGAGGUCUGCUGAUGUUUUAACAUCGGAUGUAAAGCCGGAGCGCUCCGAGACCCUUCAUGACUCAGGAGCCACUCAGACUCUCCUCUGGCGAAAGUGGCUCAUCUGCUGUGAAAGGAGAAACAUUCGGUGUCAUAUUUCUGUUGCUUUCCUAUAACUUGUGAAUCUAACAGGCAACAGCGUUGGACUCCGAGGUGCUUCUACAUGCCUCAAAAACUGUGAAUAUUCAAAAUUGUAACGUUGGAUUUGUGUUUGCAGCGAUGUCUGACUGUCUCUUUGUUAAACUGAGAUUUUAAAAUAUUGAAGGUGUUGAUAAUCUUUGUACGGGAGGAAAAGUAAAGCUUCUUCUCCUUCGUCAAAGCACGGAGAGGAUUUCCUGAUUGGCAGCACCUCACUGGAAGGUUUCACAAACCAGACGUGGAUAUUUUAUCUCGUCUUUUAAGUUUUCCUAUAAAUUUUUAUUUCUUUCCAGUACAAAUUUUGUUUUUGACAUCAUGUGACUAAAAUAAAACUAGAAUUAGAGAAUUUGAAAGAUAAAUUUUACUCUGAACCAUCAGGUGACUAAGUUCAUUUUAUUUUUUUUAUUUUUUUAUAAACCAAAUUCCCAGAAUUGGCUUUGAUCCGACUAGCUGUUGAGCUGAUAUUUCGUUAUUCUUCAGCAAUUCAAAUAUUCCCGUAAAUGAAGUAUUUCUCAGCUUCAAAGUCAGAUAUUUCCCUCUGAAGAACAACACUGUAUCUGCUGGAUUUGUGGUUGUUUUAUGUCAGAGACCAUUUUCACCAAAACUGCAAGUUUCUCUUUACAAAGAGUCAAAAUGAAGUUAGUCUUUUUAAUAUGUGGCAAAGACAUUGCCUGGACAAAAAAUAAAAGUCACCAAGCUUCACCAGAUUUAUCUCCAUCCAAUGUUGCAUUAAUGUGUCAACAUCUUGCAUUGAUGAUGGUAGAGUCUGGCUGCUGCACAAAGCCUUCUCCAGCAUAUCCCAAAGACUCUCAGUGGGGUUAAGGUCUGGACUCUGUGGUGGCCAAUCCAUGUGUGAAAAUGAUCUCAUGCUCCCUGAACCACUCUUUCACUAUCUGAGCCCGAUGAAUCCUGGCAUUGUCAUCUUGGAAUAAGGCCGUGCCAUCAGGGAAGAUGGAAUAACCUGGUCCUUCUGGAUAUUCAGGUAGUCAGCUGACCUCAUUCUUGGAGCACAUCCUGUUGCUGAACCUAGACCUGACCAACUGCAGCAAGCCCAGAUCAUAGCACUGCCCCCACAGGCUUGUACAGUAGGCACUAGGCAGGACGGGUGCAUCACUUCAUCUUCCUCUCUUCUUACCCUGAUGCACCAUUACUCUGGAACAGGGUCCAUCUGGACUCAUCAGACCAGUUUUUAAUAAAGCGUUGGACAGUU
Molecule: messenger RNA, 5431 nt
Organism: Nothobranchius furzeri (turquoise killifish)
Lineage: Eukaryota; Metazoa; Chordata; Actinopteri; Cyprinodontiformes; Nothobranchiidae
Product: contactin-associated protein-like 4
Source: RefSeq, a predicted model, not a curated record